Messenger RNA from Ixodes scapularis (black-legged tick), 625 nucleotides. RefSeq lists its product as uncharacterized. The transcript is spliced from 4 exons. The record is from RefSeq and is a predicted model, not a curated record. Bases 61 to 600 code for a protein of 179 amino acids. NCBI's taxonomy places the organism in Eukaryota, Metazoa, Arthropoda, Arachnida, Ixodida, Ixodidae.
CUAAUAAUAUAAGUUUUGAGAUAAACGCCCACGUGGGCCAGCUUUGAGGACAGCGCAAGGAUGAAGAGUUCACUGGUACUGCUACUAGCAGCCUUCGUUUGUCAUGCCCUUGCUGAUGCUACUUACGUUCUUCGAACCUACCACCGCCCUCGUCUAGCAUAUAAUGUUGUACAAAAUGGUCCAAGACCGUACCCGGCACACUCCUUCGUUUGGGUACAACAGGGCUACACUUGCCGGCAAUGGCCUUUUUACCGUUCCCAGGACGACGGCAAGCCGUGCCUUAUUUUCAACAAACAGCGAGGCUUUUGCAAGGCCGGCCAAUGCGUUGGAAGAUCGUGGAACCCCUUUCCUGCUGUGCCGUCACCUAGGAUACAUCCGGGAGGCUCAGGCACAAUUUACACAUACGUCCUGGUGACCCCAAAGUACCCAAGACCAAUGCCCAAUGGUGGAGGGCGCUCACCUUCCUCGACAUCGCCCGAGCCGGCACCAGCGCCAGUAACCCAACCAAUGCCGGAAACAGAGUCAGAAUCAGAAGAUCGGCCCGCGACAGAGCCCCCUCUUGAUCCUCGAAGAGUUGGUCGACGUUUAUUAGAACCAUAGUAAAGUGACGUCCAUACAUCUCUUU